AUAAGAGUGGAAAUUGUGGUUUGGAACAAAAUCAACGACCUGUGGUGGAGCAGGCACAGAGGGCAAAAAAAAAAAACAGGCUGCUGAUCCCCGGAUGAGUGAUGAUGCAGUGCAUGCCGUCGACAAUACACAAUAGGAGUAGUGUUACGGCAAACCGGAGAUUCAUGUCUCCGGAAAACGAAGGUGCAGUAAGAGGAACAAUAGGACCAGAGGAAUCUGUUCGCAAGCGAGACCGUGGAGGAGGCGAGGAUGAUAAUGAGAUCACAGCCGUCUGCAGCCGAGCACAGAAAGAGAUGAGACGGGGGUUGAUUGGGCAGGAGUUUGAGAUAUAAGGACGCCGUAGCAGCAAAAACUACAGUAGAGGGAAUUCAAGCUCUGGAACUGCUGCCGUGAGAGCUGCAGCAGAGGAAACUUUAGCAGUGGUAGAAACUGCUCCAGUGAGAACUGCAGCAGAGGAAACUGCAGCAAUGGAAACUGUAGGGGUGGACACUGCAGCAGUUGGAACAGAAGCUGUAGAAACUGCAGCAGCAGCAGCAGAUGAGCAAGCAGGGGCAGGACGGGAGCUUCAUGCGGGCAAGGAAUGAAUUGGAUGAUACAGGGACCAUCGCAGCAUGAGUCGGCACCACUAUGAGAGGCAUGUCACAUGUGUAGGAUAGCAGCGUUGGCGCGAGUGCAUGAAGCAGGUCCAGCCCUUAGCAAGAGUUGAUGGGGGAUGCCGACAGAAGGCAUGCGGUGAGUAGGUGUUGUCGUGGCAGCUGCAAAAGUCCAGCCAGUUGUUACAGAUUCUGUAUAUGUAUAUAUAUUGUCAAACAUGACAUGACUGAUCGUGCUGAUUUCGUAUAGAUCGGUGCUGUUUUCUUGCCACACCAAACCGUCCGCACACUCUUUUAUGUCGAAGACUAGAUCAUUUCUCUGCCCCUGUGCCACAGCAGGGCAAUGUAUCAACACUCUGUGACCUUCUCCUUUGCACAGCAACAAACACUGUUCCACUCG
Chara braunii is the source of this 993-nucleotide messenger RNA. Lineage: Eukaryota; Viridiplantae; Streptophyta; Charophyceae; Charales; Characeae. The record is from the annotation of a GenBank genome assembly.